AUGUCCCCUCAGUCCCUUGCCGGCCCAGCGGCCCCUCCGCCGGCCGAGGACGAUCAACUCGCCAUCAGCUUUUGGAGGAAACGAUACGACAAGAGACCUCUUUCGGCAAAUUCCAUAAUUGCCAACCUUGACAUCGAAUACAACGAACUGGCUCAGACCUGGAAACACUUUCAGGACAACCUCCCGCCCGACGAUCAAAUUAAAUUCGACCAUCGCGCCCAGAAAGCCGAAGAUGUCUUGGCAGUCGUGCAGAGUGUGCAGGAUAUCUGGAUGUCCGGUUCCAAACAACGGUUGUUUACGGCUUCGAUGAAAUACUGCCAGAAAUUUCGCAACUCCCUGGGACUACAUACUGUGCUUUUGAAGGCCCUUCCGAAAAACGAAUUUUAUAUAUCCCUCUUCUAUGGCGUUUUGCAGUCGCUCAUAAAGGCGUCUGCAAAUUACCCGAGAAUCGUGGAGGGUCUCAUGAGGGCCCUUUUCAAGAUGAACAAAUCAAUAAAACCGCUAACGGGAGAGGACCAAGCCGGCCUCUCAAAGGAUUCGAUUCUUUACAUCGCCCGGUUCUAUUCUAUGACAUUCUUCAUGCUGGGGGAGAUUAUGGAUUGGUAUGUGCGGAACUUGAAAUGUCGUCUGUUGACGAGUCUCAACCAUGAUCUGUACUCGAGCCUCGGCGGACUUCUGUCGAGGAUUAAACGCAGAGCGAAGGAUAUCAUGCGUGCCAUCCCUGAUGAAAUGGACCUGGACGAAAAGGAUGGUGACGAGACACGCAAGCCGCCUAUUCAAGAUUUCAAAUUGUGGGAGAACGCGAGAUUUAGCCAAGUUGGCCUGCAGAAGCAGGCCCGUCGAUCUGCUGCACAAAAUGCUAUAACCCGCCAACUAAUCUGGGAGAUACAAAACAAUGCAUGGGAGCGUCUCGGCAUGAUGACCGAGAGAGAAAAGCUCCUGUCGAGCGUGUUGGAGAAGACCAACCAGAGAAUGCGUCCCGUUGACCAGCAGAGUAGUGGUAUUGCCUGCUUGAUCACAACUGCUGCUCAGGAUAUAGGUAUGCAGGACGGUUACCUUGGGAUAGAGCGGCGGUCGGAACUAACAGUACCAUCCUCGCAAGACACUUCCAGGUUCAAAUGGUCCCAAGGGUUCAAACAUAAGUACACCCGGAUUGAACUGCAGAUCGCUUCAAAACACCUUCAGGAUUUCUUCGACUGUGACGAUCAAGUGGCCGAUCUUGAAUCCGAUGUGGAUGUGAUUGCGGAAGACAGUCUAACAGAUUCUUUGCACCAAUGGGCCACUAAUUGCCAUUCCCAGGUUCUCGCCGUUGGGGGCUUUCCGUCCACGGCUUUGGUGAGCCCGGUUGCCCUCAUCUCCGCCUGUAUUGCCAAUUUCGCCCGGCAAGCCAAAUUGCCUGUUAUCUCCCAUUUCUGCUCCCUGCCGACCCAAAUAAGGGACGGAAUGACCCAAUGCGAGCAAGGCCUCAUCGCGUUGGCCUACAGUUUAAUCCGACAACUGAUCGAUUGCCUGCCACCUGUGUUAGAAGGUCAUGCAGCUUGCAACCUGAGCGCGGAGCGAUUCAGUCCCUUGAACGGCACCUUAACCUCUUGGAAAGAGGUGCUCUCGUUGAUCGAUAUCCUCUUGCAUUACGCCCCGCCCCUCGUCGUAUGCGUGGUCGAUGGCCUGGAUAAGAUUCAAGAUGCAUCUACCGAUCAGAACAUUCGGUCCCUGGUCAGGACUCUUCUCACUCACACUCGACAUCAGACCGUUCAGAUGCCUAACGGUACCAAGAGCCAAAGUGUGAUGUUGAAGGUCUUGUUCACCGUGGCGGGACGACCGAGUUCGCUGGUGGAGACCCUGUCUGAGAAUCGACUUAUCCUGAGCGAGUCCAACAAAACAGACGCGGUGGCCGCCGUGGAUCAAGCUCUAAACCCCGACGUGGGGGUUGUUAUGAUGAAUGCAUGA
Molecule: messenger RNA, 1947 nt
Organism: Aspergillus steynii IBT 23096
Lineage: Eukaryota; Fungi; Ascomycota; Eurotiomycetes; Eurotiales; Aspergillaceae
Exons: 3
Coding region: 1-1947 (648 amino acids)
Source: RefSeq, a predicted model, not a curated record